Striga hermonthica is the source of this 744-nucleotide messenger RNA. NCBI's taxonomy places the organism in Eukaryota, Viridiplantae, Streptophyta, Magnoliopsida, Lamiales, Orobanchaceae. The record is from the annotation of a GenBank genome assembly.
AUGCAGAAGCUGCUGUGCAGAAGCCCUUCCUCCUCUGGCCACUUCAUAAUCUCCAUUAACACGCCCUUCUCACUUUCCUUCUCGAGCCCCACCUUUCCAUCUCUGGAUUUCAGCGGCGGGGCAUCCAGAAUUAUCCAGAGGAUGUCUUACUCCUCUUCAGCCGCCACCGCUCUCCGCUGUCUGCAUCCCCUACGCCUCCGGUCGGCGAACCCCCUUCAUGUGGACGCGCGUCAGGAGCUCAGUCUCAGGGAAACGCGGAGACCCUCUUGCCGAUUCCGUCCCUGCAGCCGCCCCGCAGAGGUCGGCGGUGGAAAGCUGCCGUUUAGGGCAUGGGUGGUUGUGAAGGAUAGAGGUGGCGGCGGCUUGGGUGGGGCCCGAAGGGCUUGCUACGGGACGCAGGCGGGUAAUUUGGAUAAGGGCGACGGUGAAAUGUUGACUGCGAGUGAGGUUGAGGUCGACGGAGAAAAUGCGAAAGGGAAGGUGCAGAGGAGGCAGAGAAGUGGCGGUGGCGGCGAUGGUGGAGGUGGGGCACCGCAGCCAGUUGUUGGGAGCCCCGAUUUGCUGACAAUACCAGGUGUGGGGCCCAGGAAUCUGAGGAAGCUGGUCGAGAAAGGGUUUGAGGGUGUGGCUCAGCUUAAACAGCUCUAUAAAGACAAAACAGUUGAGCCUAUGGAGAGCAUGCUGAGUUUCAUUGAGAAGAUGCUAAAGGAUGAGCAACAUAUUACAUUAGAGAUUGCUGCUUAG